This is a messenger RNA of Trypanosoma conorhini, 1803 nucleotides long. RefSeq names its product serine/threonine-protein phosphatase 4 regulatory subunit 1. The transcript has a single exon. The record is from RefSeq and is a predicted model, not a curated record. Bases 1 to 1803 code for a protein of 600 amino acids. Gene Ontology annotation, biological process: protein dephosphorylation. Gene Ontology annotation, molecular function: protein phosphatase regulator activity. Lineage: Eukaryota; Euglenozoa; Kinetoplastea; Trypanosomatida; Trypanosomatidae.
AUGAUCGACGAACUCGGACACGAUGGGGAGGAGGACUUUAUCUUCAACGAGUAUGCCAUCGAUGACACGCUGGAUCCUUUGAGCCGUUUGCUAAACUACCACUCUUCGGCGUUCUCACUUCAGCGGGAAUUUCUACUGCGCGAGGUAGGCGAUACUGUGAGGUUCGCCGGCUUUGAGCAAAGUGCCAAACUGAUUGUCCCAAUCCUCACUGGGUUUGCUUCAGACUGUGAGCCUUUGGUGCGACAAAUGCUGGUGGAGCAGCUCCCAGGGGUGGCCAAGUUUUUCGUGGAGCAAGGGGGAAACGCUGGGUAUGAGUGCCUUUUGAGUCGGUUUCUUCCCAUUGGAUUUGAGCUUCUCAUAGACAAAAACGUGGAAGUCGGAGCUUCGGCCCUGGCAUCGUUAAAAGCGCUUGCGGAGCUGGUCAAGCCAGACGAUGUUCAUGAUCACUUGCUGAAUGUUGUUGUUAUGCUGGCUCACGACGAGCGUGCGGAGGAAUACCGCGUGGUGGCAGCACGUUUGUUUAACGAAUUGGCUGCAAUUUUUGGAAAAACCUCUUGCGUCAAGGAUGUACUACCCGAACUGGAGCUCCUUGCGAAUGAUAGUAACUUUUCCGUCCGUAAAGCAGUUGGGGAGAACCUGGGAGAAAUCAGCAAGGUGGUGGAGGAGGAUACGGCGGAGAACGUUGUGCUUCCUAUCUUCCUGAACCUUUGCAAGGACGAAAUUUGGGGAGUCCGCAAGGUGUGUGUCGGCAGCAUUGAGGGGAUCUCCCUUGCUGUUGCCCCUGAGGCACGGGUGUCGAAACUGUUACCGGUGUAUCACCUCCUGCUUCAAGAUUCGUCGAGGUGGGUGCGCAAUGGUGCCCAUGACUCUCUUGGAAACUUUUUGCACACGCUGCGGCCUUCAGACUUGAGCCCGGCGUUGCUGCAGUCAUAUACAGAUAUGGCGUUCCGAUCGGAAAACGGUGAUACGUUAUACAGUGAGUCAUGCGCCUUUGCAUUGCCUGCGGUGGUGCAGGUGGCGGGAAGAGAGCGGUGGAAUGAGGUGGCAGACGCGUAUGCCACGCUUCUCAAGGACGUAAAGUGGAAGGUUCGCAGAUCGCUGGCGUAUUCUCUUCAUGAAAUGGCCCUUAUUUUAGGUCAAGAAAUUGCAGAAUCGGAUCUUGUCGCCGCCUUUGAGUUGCUUCUGCGGGACUUGGAUGAGGUGCGACUUGGGGUUGUGUUGCACGCUGAUGUUUUUCUUGGUGUCGUGGGACCAGCAGUGCGGGAGCGGCUUUCCCCUUUGCUAUGCCAUGUUCCUUUAGAAAGCGAGAAUUGGCGCAUACGCAACGUUGUGGCGCAACGCAUCGGAGAUGUUGGUGUACUUCUUGACCCUGUCAAUAGUACAGCCCUGAACAUAAUCAUCAACCUAGUGGUUCGCCUCCUAGACGAUAGUGUGAUGGAGGUGCGCCGGUCUACGUAUCGUUCGGCUGCGAUUUUACUGAAACAUCUCGCCAGUGCGGGGGGAGAAAACUCCUGCGGUGGGUAUGUACAUACAUUAGUGCAAAUUGCCGACCUCCACAGCUUUCGCGAGCGGCUGAUGUUUCCCUACAUCGCGGAGGAGGUGGCGAAGCUCGGCACACCCGCUUUGGUGGAGCAGUACUUUCUCAACGGCCUACUGAAGUUGGCGAGGGACGAGGUUGGCAACGUGCGGCUUGCCGUUGCCGCCGUCAUGUCGCGUACGUUCCUGGUCAGCCCCUACUGGUCGACGAACCCAAGGAUUCUGCAGGUCCAAAGCCUCCUCGAUGAAAAGAAUUCCGGCGGGUAA